CCUCGUGGCUGACAGUGUCCCUGUCCCCCAGGAUGGACCGCAUGACGGAGGACGCGCUGCGCCUGAACCUGCUCAAGCGCAGCCUGGAGCCGGCGGAGGAGCGCGAGGACGUGCUGGCCAAGCGGCUCAAGAUGGAGGGGCACGAGGCCAUGGAGAGGCUCAAGAUGCUGGCCCUGCUCAAGCGCAAGGACCUGGCGGGGCUGGAGGUGCCCCACGAGCUCCCGGUGAAGCCGGACGGCAUCAAGGGCUACGAGGAGAAGCUCAACGGGAGCCUGCGGCCCCACGGCGACGGGCGGAGCGCGGCCCGGCCCGGCAAGGAGAACAUCAACGACGAGCCCGUGGAUAUGAGCGCCAGGAGGAGUGACCAGGACCGGGGCCGCCUGACCCCGUCCCCCGACAUCAUCGUCCUGUCGGACAACGAGGCCUCCAGCCCCCGCUCCAGCUCCCGCAUGGAGGAGCGGCUCAAGGCGGCCAACCUGGAGAUGUUCAAGGGGAAAAGCCUGGAGGAGAGGCAGCAGCUGAUCAAGCAGCUGCGGGACGAGCUGCGGCUGGAGGAGGCGCGGCUGGUGCUGCUGAAGAAGCUGCGGCAGAGCCAGCUCCAGAAGGAGAACGUGGUGCAGAAGACCCCCGUGGUCCAGAACGCCGCGUCCAUCGUGCAGCCGUCCCCUGCCCACGUGGGACAGCAGGGCCUGUCCAAAAUCCCCUCCCGGCCCGGAGCCCAGGGGGUGGAGCCGCAGAAUUUAAGGACAUUACAGGGUCACAGCGUGAUCCGCUCGGCCGCCAGCUCGGCGCUGCCCCACAUGCUCAUGUCCCAGCGGGUGAUCGCCCCCAGCCCGGCCCAGCUGCAGGGCCAGCGUGGGCCCCAGAAACCCGGCCUGGUGCGCAGCUCCACGCCCGGCAUGAGCCCUGCCAUCAACUACCAGCCGCAGUCGGGCUCCUCGGUGCCGUGCCAGCGCUCCUCCUCCUCCGCCAUCUACAUGAACCUCGAGAUCGAGCAGCGGCUGCAGCAGCAGGCUGCCCUGUCCCCCACGGCCGCCCCCGCCGUGCCCAGCGUCGGAACCAACUUCGCCCAGGCCCCGCAGCUCUCCGUGGCCGGGGGGCUCCUGGGAAUGCCAGGGGUGAACAUCGCCUACCUGAACGCCGGCAUCGGGGGCCACAAAGCGUCGAGCCUGGCGGACCGGCAGCGGGAAUAUCUGCUGGAUAUGAUCCCGCCCCGCUCCAUAUCCCAAUCCAUCAGCGGGCAGAAAUAGCCCCGGCCCCGCCGCCCCUUCCCCGAG
This is a messenger RNA of Sturnus vulgaris (Common starling), 1277 nucleotides long. The record is from RefSeq and is a predicted model, not a curated record. Lineage: Eukaryota; Metazoa; Chordata; Aves; Passeriformes; Sturnidae.